AGAGCAGAGCGGACUACGGCAACAUCUCUUCUUCUUACCAGAGGAAAUACACACCGACUCAUUCUCACAGCUACGGAGCAGUUACACCUUAUCAGUACUCUACCGAAUUACCGGGACAUCUUCUACCCAAGGAGACUAGAAUAAAUAAAGGAAAAACACGUUAAAACAUUAUUACCUAUCGGUUAAAUUAGAGGAGCCGAUAUACCGAUAUCCCAGCAACACGAAAGACAGACUUGGCUAGUCCACCAGGAUAACAUACCGGAGCUUUCGGGAGCACGAGGAAAGGGAGAGGGAUAAAGGAGGAGAAGACAGGAUGAUUCUCAAGCAUCAUUUGGUUCUGACGCUGUGCGCCGUCUACGGGAUACUGCUAAAAGGGUCGUCAGGGCAGCAACCCUUGGUCCAGAAUCAGACAGUAACAGAGGGGGGGACGGCCAACAUGACUUGCAGGGUAGAGUACAACGACCAAACUUCUCUCCAGUGGUCUAACCCUGCACAGCAGACACUGUUCUUCGGAGACAAGAAAGCUUUGAGAGAUAACCGUAUCGAGCUGGUCCGAGCGUCGUGGUCGGAGCUGACCAUUAGUAUCAGUGAGGUGACACUGGCUGACGAGGGGAUGUACACCUGUUCUCUAUUCACCAUGCCUGUGAAGACCGCCAAGGCCUACCUUACUGUACUGGGGGUGCCAGAGAUGCCAGAGAUAGACGGUCUGACAAAGCCUGCCCUGGAGGGAGAUGAGAUCACUCUGACCUGCAUGACCCAUGGCUCCAAGCCUGCUGCUGACCUCCGCUGGUUCAGGAACGAGAAGGAGAUCAAAGGUGCCAAGGAGGUGAAUGCCAGUGGAAAGACCUUCACCGUGACCAGUUCUCUCCAGCUGCUGGUAGACCGGGACGAUGAUGGGGCCGCGUACACCUGUAAAGUAGACCAUGUCGCCCUGUUACAGACACCACAACAGACUACUGAAGUAUUGGAGGUGCACUAUGCUCCUCGUGUGGCGAUCACCAAUUCGUUGACGUUCCCUCAGGAGGGUCAAUACCUGAAGCUGGAGUGUGUAUCCAAAGGAAACCCAUCGCCAGACCCUGUGAUGUGGACUAAGGAUGGAGGAGAACUUCCAGAUUUGGAGCGUAUGAUUGUAGAAGGAAGAGAGCUCACCUUCACCACCUUGAACAAAACAGAUAACGGAACGUACCGUUGUGAAGCCUCCAACCACCUGGGCACCAGCAGUGCUGAAUACCUGCUCUAUGUCUACGACGUCCCCAGCACCCUCCCUCCAUCCACCACCCCACCUCCCCGCCCCACCCCACCAGACACCACCGCCCCCUUAGACCCCCACCUGGCCUCCUCAGACCCUCCAAACACCAACAACAGAGACCCCAACGCCAUGGGGCAGCAUGGUCCAGACCAUGCUCUGAUUGGAGGAGUGGUGGCGGUGGUGGUCUUCGUCACCUUGUGUCUCAUCAUCGUUCUGGGCCGCUACCUGGCCAGGCAUAAAGGAACGUACCUGACCAACGAGGCCAAAGGAGCGGACGACGCGCCUGAUGCUGAUACAGCUAUCAUCAACGCAGAGGGCAACACACAUGCUGAGGAGAAGAAGGAGUACUUUAUCUAGACUGUAGAGGGCGCUGAUUUGCUGCCCACUCUUUCUCUCUGUCUUUAUGUCUCUAUUCCUCUAUCUCUCCCUCUCUCCCCCUCUCAUUCUCUUUAUCUCUUUCUUCCUCCCUUUCUAUACUUUAUUUAGACUACAGAGGGAGAUAUGCUGCCCCCUCUUUCUCUCCCUUUUUCUCUCUCUCUCUUUCCAUUUUCUCCUUCUGUCCCUCUCUCUCCACUGCCCCUGCUGCGUCACUAAGGAAACCCCGUGGAAAAACUCCACCUUCUCCUUCUCCCCUCAUCCCUUCUUCCCUGCUGGCCUUUCUGUUCUCUUUUUUUAAUCAUUUCAUUCCGACCCUUCACUUCUACACUUUUUAAAAUAUUUUUUAACCGUCCUAGUUUCUGACGCCGGCCUUCGUUUUUAAAGGCAGCGCCCUCUACUGGCUGUCUGGAGAUGUUGCCUUUUAUUUUGUUUUGUUUUUUCUUUCAAUUUUACAUAUUUUAUGUGAAAUAAACCCCUGAGAAUCUGCAUAUCCACCGACACCGAGACCACUUCAGACUCCUUAUUAAACGCCUCAACACCUCCUCACACACACCCUGUUGCCACAGACACACACACUCACACACACACACAUCCAUUCCCUGUGUGUAAACACACACCCUCACGUUUACACGGUGCCUCAAAUAUGCCGCCUUCAUUCACACUGUCAGCAAUGCUGUUGUUUAACUGCUUUAUACCAUUCAUUUACAUUGAUGCUACAAAUACUCUCUUUAUUUCCGCCUGUCGUAUCACAGCUCCUGGGCUUGAACGUUGUUUAAUUCAACAUUUUACGUUUUUUAUUUGUUAUUUAAAUGAAUAUGUAUGCUGGUUACGCCUUAUGUCUUUCAGACAAAAUUAUACUUUAGAUUAUCUGUCUCCUUCACUGUCCCCUUUCACUGUUCCCUUCACUGUCCUCCUUGACUGGCUCCUUCACUGUCCUCUUUCACUGGCUCCUUCACUCUCUCAUUCACUGUCCUCUUUCACUGGCUCCUUCACUCUCUCCUUCACUGGCACCUUCACUGUCCUCUUUCACUGGCUCCUUCACUCUCUCCUUCACUCUCCUCUUUCACUGGCUCCUUCUCUGUCUCCUUCACUGUCCCCUUCACUGGCUCCUUCUCUGUCUCCUUCACUGUCCUCCUUCACUGUCCUCUUUCACUGGCUCCUUCACUCUCUCCUUCACUGCCUUCUUCACUGUCCUCUUUCACUGGCUCCUUCACUGUCCUCUUUCACUGGCUCCUUCACUCUCUCCUUCACUGGCUCCUUGACUGUCUCCUUCACUGUCCUCUUUCACUGGUUCCUUCACUCUCUCCUUCACUGUCCCCUUCACUGGCUCCUUCACUCUCUCCUUCACUGUCCCCUUCACUAUCUCCUUCACUGUCCUCUUUCACUGGCUCCUUCACUGUCCCCCUUCCCUCCCCCUUCACUGGCUCCUUCACUGUCCCCUUUCACUGUCUCCUUCACUGGCUCCUUCACUGUCUCCUUCACUGUCCCCUUCACUGUCCCUUCACUGUCCCCUUCCACUGUCUCCUUCAUUGGCCCCUUCACUGUCUGCUUCACUGUCUCCUUCACUACCCCUCUUCUGUUCCCAUCACUGUCCCCUUCACUGGCACCUUCACUAACCCUUUGCUGUCCCCUUCAAUGUCCCCUUCCCUAACCCUUCAAUGUCCCCUUCCCUAACCCUUCAAUGUCCCCUUCCCUAACCCUUCACUGUCCCCUUCCCAAACCCUUCACUGUCCCCUUCCCUAACCCUUCACUUCCCCUUCACUGUCCCCUUCACUGACACCCUGAAUAAAACUGUACAUGAGGAAAAGAAUAGACUUGUAAACAAUAGCCCUUGCCUCCUGUAUGACAGGACAGAGGGUUUUCUGGUAUAAUACAAAACUGUAUUCAAGAAAAACAUGGCCCAUUGUAUGAUAAGAUAGGAGUUUUUUUGUGAACACUGUAGCCAGACAUGUUGUGAGAUAUGGUAUGUGUGUAAUUUGUUCUUCAUUAGUCAUUGGUUCAUAUAGGUGGUAGAGUCUUUAAAACAGACGAACCGAUUGAUCAUUAACGACACUCAUAAUAUACAUUCGGAACACCAAAAAGGUUACGAAAACGAUGCUGGGUGUAGGUUUAUAUCAAAUGAAUUGAAACAACAAUCAAUCAAUUAAUGUCUUGCUUUUUAUCAUGCAUAAUCAUUACGUUGAUUACUUCAAACUGUCUGUGAUACAUGAUGCGUCUGUCUGUCUGUAUAUUCCUGUUCAGAACCCGGCUGCGCUAACGCAACAUUCUCACAGUGUCACCUUGGCAACUUAGUAUCUAUCUAUCUACAGCGCCAUCGUUUGCCGAAGGGAUGUAGAACGAUGCUAUAUUUUGGGUAGUCAGUGCUUGACUUGGGCCAGAGUUGUCUACCGGCGCUCUAAAUUGGGGAGGGGACGACGACUGCGUACCGUUUCCUUUAUAAAACAAAGUCGUCUAUCACCGGUCCGGAUUCACACACAGUGGCAAAAGAAAGAAAGGCUGAUCGAAGUUGGAAUGAAGGCGGGAUCUGCAUUGAAUAGCAGAAACGGUUAAUUCUGCUUUGUUCAAGCUUAUUCGACGGUAGUCUGCAAAUCCGCUAAUUCUACUUUGUUCAAGUUUAUUUGACAGUAGUCCGUUAAUCCGGUUUAUGCGUGCCAGUUGACUGUUCAAGUUAGACAAUACGCCAGCCUGAAAGCGCAAGAAGUUGCUGUUCCAAAUUGAUCUUAACAUGAAAAUCCCGGAAAAGUCAUAUUAUUGCGUUUUCCUUUUUAAAUCAAUCACUCUUAAAAAAAUCGACAUGUCAGCCCUGAUCAGAAUUAGGCCCUUCAGCAUGUGUGUGCUCUGGAUCAUCUGUUAAAGGUUCAAUUCAAAUAUGUGUUUUUAAAUCUGUGUGCCAGUGCAGUUGACUGAGGAGAGAGAGAGAUGUUUCAGCGGCAGGUAGAAAUAUAACAUAAAAUAACUAAAUAGCCCAUUCAAAACAUAACUAGCCAUGCUACAGGCUGUCUCGCUAGUUAGUGGCGUUUUUGGUUGUUGUUGUUGUUGUUGCUAAGCAUUAAUGUCGUUGAUUCCAAUGGUUCUGUUGAGAAAUACAUCUGACAGAAUGUCACUCCAACAAACGUCUAAGAAUAGCCUAAUUGAAAAAUGGCUUCCAUGCUUUGCACAGAUCUCCCCUGAAACAUGAAUAUUUUAGCCUUAUAAGGUCGUAGAUAACCAUGUCUUAGUUAGCUACCUUCCUUUGAGGUAACCGACUUCAUCUAUUUUUAUCCCUGAUUCAUUGAACGGGGAAAUAAUUAUAUAAAGACAUAAAAGUAUUUGGUUGUAAUAUUGUAACUUUUUAUAUUAGGUUGUGGCCAACCGUCGCCCAUGAGAGAUACUGGGAGUGCAGGCUUUUAUUCCAGCCCUGCUCUAAUACUCCACACUGUAGCUUAAACAUCAGCUGCUCAACAGGACCUUGCUGUAAGCAGACUCGGAUGUGUUUCAGGGCUGCCUGCAUGCCCUGGGGCGGCAGGGUAGCCUAGUGGUUAGAGUGUUGGACUAAUAACCGAAAGGUUGAAAGUUCAAACCCCCGAGCUGACAAGGUACAGGCAGUUAACCCACUGUUCCUAGGCCGUCAUUGAAAAUAAGAAUUUGUUCUUAACUGACUUGCCUAGUUAAAUAAAGGUAAAAUAAAUAAAUAAAUGCCUAGUAGCUCUCCAGAUGGAAUGUUGACCACACAUGUUAUUCUACUUUAAUUGUAGAGACGCUUACCAAAAAGUUCAAGCGAAGUCAUGAAAAAGUAAACAAAUUCCAUCUGUCAAAAUGUGCAUGAACCUUUAACAGUGGGGGUCUCUGUAGCAUCAUUUCAGUUAUGAAUUUUGGUGAACAUAUUCUCAUGGAUGGACUUAGAAAAAUACAGCUCCUGCACCUCUUCCAUCCCAAGUCAAGCACUGUGGAUAGUAGAGUAGUGUUGUAGUAGGUCGUUAUGGAAACAAUACGGUGCAGAGUGUUCCGUUCACCUGCCAGGCGGGGCAAGGUGACUCCCAGCUCCGCUCAAACCACGGACAACUCCGUGCCGUUUAAGCGAUUCAAAGGGAUUCAAACCAGUUGGUUAUAAUAUCUCAUCACCUCUUAAAGACCGUAAUCCAGAACUAUAAAUGUGUCCUUGACCCCGAGCGGCUAAAUUGAACAUGUUGCAACGUAUUGUGACGCUUUACUGGUAACGGCCGAUUGUAUGGAUACUAGAAGUUUUUAUUUUAUUUUUAAAAAAUUAAAAAAUAUUUUCUUCUUUUAAAAAAAAAAAAGUAUUUUAUAGUUUGGGCCAAGACUUGGCCA
Molecule: messenger RNA, 5935 nt
Organism: Oncorhynchus nerka (sockeye salmon)
Lineage: Eukaryota; Metazoa; Chordata; Actinopteri; Salmoniformes; Salmonidae
Gene: cadm2a
Product: cell adhesion molecule 2a
Exons: 10
Coding region: 314-1606 (430 amino acids)
Source: RefSeq, a predicted model, not a curated record